This is a messenger RNA of Entrophospora candida, 2907 nucleotides long. The record is from the annotation of a GenBank genome assembly. NCBI's taxonomy places the organism in Eukaryota, Fungi, Glomeromycota, Glomeromycetes, Entrophosporales, Entrophosporaceae.
AUGAAACAAAGAUUCUCUGCACUUGACAUAAGAGCUACUGUAUACAAUUUAAAAGAAAGAAUUGUUGGAUUAAGGUUGCAAAAUAUAUAUGACAUCAAUUCAAAAACAUACCUGCUCAAAUUUUCAAAGCCGGAUCGAAAAGAAUUACUAUUGAUUGAGUCCGGUAUUCGAAUUCACACAACACAAUUUUCUCGUGACAAAUCAAAUGCUCCUUCGAUGUUUUGUCUAAGGAUUCGAAAAUAUUUGAAAUCACGUAGAUUAACAGAUGUGAGACAAUUGGGUGUUGACAGAAUAAUUGAUUUUGAAUUUGGUGCUGUUGGAGAUGGUAUCACAUAUCAUAUAAUUGCAGAAUUUUAUGCUUCAGGAAAUAUCAUUGUUACGGAUAAUGAGUACAGGAUUUUAGCUUUACUUCGUAUUGUCCAACCUAAAGAGAAUGAGAGGAUGGUAGUUGGUCAAAUAUAUAAUGUAAAUGCGACGGCUCGUAUGCAGGACCCUGUUUCAAUAAAACGAUUACAAGAAAUAUUUGAUACUACAGAAUCAAAAGAAACCAAAGAACAAUUAAAAAAAUUUUUGAAUGCAAAAUUAAAUUAUGGUCAGGCAUUAACUGAACAUGCUCUUCGCGUUUCAAAAUUAGAUCCUAAUAUGAAGGUUGGCACUAUUAUUGAUAAAUCAUCAUCAUCACCAUCGGAGGCUUCUCCUUAUUUGACUGCAUUGGAAGCUGGUUUUGCUGAAGCAGACAAAAUUAUUGAAGAUUGUGCAAAUAAAACACAAAAGGGGUAUAUUAUUUUGCUUCAACAUGUGGAAACCUUUAAAAAUCCAAAAGAUAAUGAUGAUGAUGGUGAAAAAACACAACAAGAAGAUUUGGUAACAUACAACGAAUUUCAUCCAUUUUUGUUUGAACAGCAUAAAACAAAAACAUACAAAGAAUUUGAUUCUUUUGAUUUAGCGGUAGACGAGUAUUACUCUUCAUUAGAGAGUCAAAAACUUAUUUUGAAGCAAAGGAAUCAAGAACACGCAGCAAAAGAAAAAUUGGAUGCAAUUAAAAAAGAACAAUAUUCUCGUGUUGAAAGUCUUCAGAAUGCUCAAAUAAGUAAUAUCAAAAAGGCUAAAUUAAUUGAAUCUAAUAUUGAAUUGGUGGAUCAAGCGAUUUUAAUUAUUAGGAACGCAAUUGCCAGCUCAUUUGAUUGGAAAGAUUUGGAAAAUUUAGUAGCCGAAGAGAAAAAACGUGAUAACCCUAUUGCUAAUGUGAUUGCUGGCUUCAAAUUGGAGGUUAAUAUGAUUACUUUAUUAUUAAGUGAAAAUACGCAAUUAAAUGAUGAUACAUUUUAUGAUUCUUCGGAUGAUGAUUUUGAAAAGGAAGAUUCAUCUGUAAAUAAAAUACAUGAAAAAGUAGAUGUUGAUAUAUAUUUGUCAGCAUUCGCUAAUGCUAGAAAAUAUUAUGAUGUGAAGAAACAAUCAGCAAUCAAACAAGAAAAAACAUUAGCUGUCGCUGAUAAAGCCUUCAAAAGUGCUGAACAAAAAAUUAGACAAGAUUUAAAAGAAUCAAAAAUAACAAUAUCUAUAAAUAAAAUAAGAAAACCAUUUUGGUUUGAAAAGUUUCUUUGGUUUAUUUCAUCCGAGAAUUAUCUUGUUAUCGCUGGACAUGAUGCUCAACAAAAUGAAAUAUUGGUUAGAAGACACUUAAAAAAAGGCGACGUAUACGUUCAUGCUGAUUUACACGGUGCAGCUUCAGUAAUUGUGAAAAAUAAUAAAGAAGGUCAACAGAUUCCGCCUAGUACAUUAUAUCAAGCUGGUGUUAUGUCUGUAUGCCAAAGUAAAGCUUGGGAUGCAAAGAUUGUUAUUAGUGCAUAUUGGGUGGAUGCUGAUCAGGUAUCUAAAACUGCACCUACGGGUGAAUAUUUAACAACUGGUUCAUUUAUGAUUCGUGGCAAAAAGAACUUUUUGCCACCUGUACAAUUAAUAUAUGGAUUUGGAUUGUUGUUUCGAUUGGAUGAACAAAGCAUUCCAAGUCACUUAAAUGAACGUCGACCACUGUUUGUUGAAGAAGAUAAUUUUCUUCAAAAAACAGAUAUAAACGGUAUAACAUGGGAUAAAUAUAAUUUAGAUGAAUAUGGUGUUGAUCAAGAUGAUAUUAUUGAUUUUAAUUAUAAUAAUAAUCCUCAAAAAAAGCAAGAAAAUGAAGAAAAAACUAAAAAACAUGUAUCAGCCAAAGAAAGAAAACUAUUGAAAAAACAAAAGCAGGGGACCAAUUUAGAAAACUCGGAUAAUUCCAUUGUAGUGGAAAAUUUCAAUAUAGCAAACGAAUCUAAAGGAAAAACUCAAAAAAACCAAACAACACAGAAUAAAUCAUCGGUACAAUUACCACGUGGUAAAAAAGGCAAACUAAAAAAAUUAAAGGAAAAAUAUGCAGAUCAAGAUGAAGAAGAAAGAUUAUUACGUAUGGAGUUACUUGACAAGAAUAAUAUUAAACAACAAGAAGAAAAAGAAGAUAUCAAAGUAUCACAUACACAGGAAAUUGAAAAUAAAGAACAAAUUGCCGAAAAUGGAAAUCUUGUAGGAAAUAAAGAUGACGGGGAGGAUGAUGCAGAAGAAAUAAAAAAUCGAGAAAGCACUGAAAAUUUAGAUAAAUUAACAGGAUCACCUUUACCCGAUGAUAUAUUACUUUUUGCCAUUCCUGUUUGCGCACCAUAUAUUGCAUUACAAAAAUAUAAAUAUAAAGUAAAGUUAAAGCCUGGGUCUAUGAAAACCGGAAAAGCUUGCAAAACAGCUAUAAACUUUUUUCAAAAUGAUUCAAACAUAACACCACAUGAAAAAGAGUUAAUAAAAUGUAUACCAGACACAGAAAUGCUUUCUGUCAUGUUGGGUACUUAUCAAAGAAUCUAUAGUCAAGCUAAGCAUUAUCAGUAA